AUGCAGACAGCCAGUGAUGCUGGGAGUGAGAUGCUAUGGAAGCAGUCUGCGACCUGUCUUACCGAUUCAUCAUCCGGUGAAUACUGUAGCCGUGUUCUUCAAGAAGCCAGCAGCAAUGGGGUGAAUGUCACCUGUAAUGAUUGCGCUCUGGACUACUUGGCCACUCUUGUCAAUGCUCCAUGGGGUCAACAACUUCUCGACCCUGCCUCCGUGAGCAGUCGCAUCUCUCGCUGUUCGGCGAGUGGUUCCUAUAGCGUGACGUAUACUGCGAGCUCAACGCCCACAGCCACGACAACCGCUGUUGCGACUGCUGGCGAUAACGUGCGGUGCAACAUCACGGAUCCCAGUUCGAAUCUCUAUGUUGUUCCCUCAACCGACACAACAUGCUUGGAUAUUUCAACCCUCGCCAACGUAUCCACCCCAGACUUGGCAAACAUGAAUGCUCUCGGGCCAGAUUGCAGUUAUUUGAUGGAGGAUCAGACUUUAUGUCUACCCGACGUCUGCGAAAUCUAUAUGGUCUCCUCUAACGAUACCUGCACGUCUAUUCUCGGGAAUCUGCGAUACCAGAUCUCGACCCCGACCUUUCGGUCAUGGAAUCCCACCAUCAAUUCCGCCUGCUCAAAUCUGCAGGCUUUGGAGGGAGAAUACAUCUGUAUAAGCCCUCCUGGCACUACAGCCAUCCCCAACAGCUUUGCUCUUAAAGCCGCCACAACUGCUAUACCUGUUCCGGCCAACGCCGUUACAACCUCCAAUACUGACUGUGGAUAUUGGUACACAAUCCAAGAUAAUGAUAGUUGUGUCACUGUUGCGUCUAUGUUUUCUAUCGCGGAAAGUGACUUCUAUUUUCUGAAUCCUCAACUCAACAAUACUUGUGACUCCCUAUGGUUGGGAAACAGCUACUGCGUGCAAGCAGUCGGAAGCAUUCAGACAUACUCCGGGUAUGACUCGACCACUAUUAAUUCGCUAUCAGCUUUGACCUCCACGAUCAACGUCAAUGCCACCGUGACAGCGAAUCGCACCACGACUCUCGAUGUGGAUAACAUCGUCCUUAGUGAUCUCAUGACCAACACCGCCUGGUAUAGUGAAUGGGACCGUGUCUGUGAUCUGGACUUGAGCCAGCCUACUCCCACCAUCCCCUUUAAUACGAACAUUCCCUUGGUCACUGCCAGUGAGACGGUGGUUCCACCAGCGAUUAUUGUGCUGCGUCAAGCUGCGAUGACUCCGCGGGAGUUUGUGCAGGUGGUGUCUCCCCUAAUGGUCUCUGCGGAGCAAGCAACAACGACUGGACAUGUUUCAAUUCCGGCUUUGGAGACUGUUGUGAUGCUUAUGGUUACUGGUAAAGAACGCACACACACACACAAAUUCACGUUAACGAACGUUCUCGCCUUCUGA
Molecule: messenger RNA, 1392 nt
Organism: Penicillium psychrosexuale
Lineage: Eukaryota; Fungi; Ascomycota; Eurotiomycetes; Eurotiales; Aspergillaceae
Product: LysM peptidoglycan-binding domain-containing protein
Exons: 6
Coding region: 1-1392 (463 amino acids)
Source: RefSeq, a predicted model, not a curated record